Messenger RNA from Torulaspora delbrueckii, 594 nucleotides. RefSeq names its product Shr3p (gene SHR3). Gene Ontology annotation, cellular component: endoplasmic reticulum membrane. Bases 1 to 594 code for a protein of 197 amino acids. Gene Ontology annotation, biological process: endoplasmic reticulum to Golgi vesicle-mediated transport. The record is from RefSeq and is a predicted model, not a curated record. The transcript has a single exon. Lineage: Eukaryota; Fungi; Ascomycota; Saccharomycetes; Saccharomycetales; Saccharomycetaceae.
AUGGGCCUUUCUUAUAACGAUGUUUGUACCAUCGGUACCGGUCUGAUCCUGAUCGGUACCUCAUUUAUCAUGGGUGUUUUUUACGCCAACCAAACUUACGAUUUUCCUUUGUUAUUCGAUCGUGAUGCUACCCAGGAACACUUUGAUAAUGCACUAAGACACUAUCAGACGUUAUUUCACACUGCUCCAACGGUUAAAUACAUCUUAGCAGGUGUCUCACUUCUAGGUUUGAUCGGUGGAUUGAUUAGAGUUUAUAAACCAAACCCUGAUCUGCAAUUGUUUGAAUACUGUUCCUUAGCUCUCUACGUCUUUGGUAUCUGCGUGUUUCUCACCAACGUCAAGACGGGGAUCGAUUGCUCUAUCACACGUAACUGGGGUGAAGUUACGGAAAACCAGGGUCUAGCUGUGAUUGCCUCUUCCAACAUUAUCCUAUUGUUACUGUUCGUCGGUGUCAUAGUGCUACAAGCUGGGUUAUGGUACUCUAGAUGGGAGCUUGACCAGAGGUUGAAAGUGUUUUACGCCAAUGAAGCUGCUGAACAGACAGCAAAGGUCGAGCCGGAAACCGAUAAGAAGGAGAAGAAGAAACAGAAAUGA